GUCUGGAAGGCCGCGGGGUAAUUGGGGAGCCCCUGCUAUGGCCGGCGUCUUCGACAUCGACCUGGAAACGGAGGAGGGGAGCGACAGGGAGGAGCCAGAACUGGGGGACGUGGAGGCGGAUUCGGAUCUGCGCGGCAGCAUCCCGGAGUGAGUACUGGGUCGCCCCGCUCGCCCCGAGGGCACUGCUUUGCUUUCUUGACACACACACACGCACACCCGCAACCAGGCACUCCUAUCCCUUGGAGGGUGGGGUGCCUUUUGCCCCCCUCCCCAAGCUUGUUCCUCGCAGGUUUGCCCCGACUUGGAAAGAAGCAGGCAGGCAAGACUGGCCGUAGUGGAUCCCUUCCAAAGCUGCGGCAAAACCAACGAAGAGUUUUGCGGCACUUCUUAAAAUGCUGGUGCCAGGACACUAUGAGGAAAUUGAAAUAUCUGAAUGCAUUGUCAACAAUGGCCCAGAACGUAUUGGGCCCCAUUGCUUUGAACUGCUGCGUGUUUUGGGAAAGGGUGGCUAUGGCAAGGUGUUCCAGGUACGAAAGGUUCAAGGCACAAAUGCUGGGAAAAUUUUUGCCAUGAAAGUCUUGAAGAAGGCGAAGAUUGCCUGUAAUGCCAAAGACACAGCCCACACAAAGGCUGAGAGAAAUAUCCUAGAGGCCAUCAAGCACCCCUUUAUUGUGGACCUUAUCUAUGCCUUCCAGACAGGUGGCAAGCUCUACCUCAUCUUGGAAUGCCUCAGUGGUGGGGAGCUCUUCAUGCAGCUGGAGCGAGAAGGCAUCUUCCUGGAGGACACAGCCUGUUUCUAUCUAAGCGAGAUCAUCUUGGCUCUGGGCCACCUCCAUUCCAGUGGCAUCAUCUACCGGGAUCUGAAGCCUGAGAACAUAAUGUUGAACAGCCAGGGCCACAUUAAACUGACAGACUUUGGGCUCUGCAAAGAGUCUAUCCAUGAUGGUGCUGUCACUCACACCUUCUGUGGCACCAUAGAGUACAUGGCCCCAGAGAUACUGAUGCGCAGUGGCCACAACCGUGCCGUAGACUGGUGGAGCCUCGGUGCCCUGAUGUACGACAUGCUCACUGGAUCGCCUCCUUUUACGGCCGAAAAUCGCAAGAAAACAAUUGACAAAAUUCUCAAGGGGAAGUUGGUGCUUCCACCCUACUUGACUCCAGAUGCCCGUGAUCUAAUCAAGAAGUUCCUCAAGAGGAGUCCCAAUCAGAGGAUUGGAGGUGGGCCAGGCGAUGCUGCAGAUGUACAGAGACACCCAUUCUUCCGACAUGUUAACUGGAAUGACUUGCUGUCCAGAAAGGUUGACCCACCCUUCCGACCAUCUCUGCAGUCAGAAGAUGAUGUCAGCCAGUUUGACACCCGCUUCACCCGCCAGACACCUGUGGAUAGUCCCGAUGACGGCUGUCUCAGUGAGAGUGCCAAUCAGGCUUUCCUGGGCUUCACCUACGUAGCACCUUCUGUGUUGGAGAGCAUCAAGGAAGGCUUUUCCUUCCAGCCCAAGCUGCGAUCUCCACGGCGUCUCAACAGCAGCCCCCGCACACCUGUCAGCCCAGUGAAGUUCUCACCAUUUGAGGCCUUCAAACCAAGCACAACGGUGGAACUGAUGGAGCUGUCGGCGCCCCCAGUCAUGCCUGUGCCAGAAGUCACCGCCCCGCUGCCCAUCAAAACACCGUCAGGCAUCAAGAAGCAGAAAGGAGGCCGAGGGCGGGCACGGUAGCUGGGACAGCAAAGAGCUCACUGGACUGUCUGCCUUGCAGAAUGGGCAUAGCUCUGCUUGCUGGGCAGGGCAUGCAGCGGGGGAUAGAGCUGGACCACAGGGACUGCGCCCUCUUGGGGAGCACUGUCGUCUCCCCUGCUGCAAGGGACUACUUCCAUUGCCAGCUGCAAGGCUUGUGUGGUGUGGGUGCUUUCCUGGUGGAGGGAGCAAUCCCCACAUGAGGUGCUUUCAGUUCAGUAUAUAAUGAAUCAUGUUGGGUAUUCCAGGAGCUUGGGAUACGCAAAGGACCAGUCAGAAGAUGCUUGCCCAUGGCUGGAUUUGUUGCCACCCUUCCAGAUGUAGAGGGGUGUGUGUGUGUGGGUGUGUGUAGAGAGAGGGGGCUUUUCUAUGGAGACCACAGUGAGGGCACAGGAGCUAGCUGCUCUCACUGCUCUUCUAGCUGUAACAGUUAAAGGUUUGGACCUUACAAAGUCAGGGAGGUGAUACACUAGGACUAGGUGGAAAGGAUCAAGCUAUUCCUUCUGGGUGCGUUAGGCCCUCUCCUUGGAAACGUCAUCAUCUCUCUCCUUUUCCCUGUGUGCACCAAGUGCCCCAAAAGUACUGCUGCUCCUUUGACUCUCCCCAAAUGGGUGUUGCAAGCAAGAUCCUCUUUCAGGGCUGCUAGCUACCCAGCCUUGCCCCUCUAUAUUCUUGCCUGUGGACGAAUCCCAGCCGUUGCCAAGAGAAUCAUGUCGAUUGGGUACAUGCCCAGAAAACGGGCUCCUUGCUGUGAGGAUUAAUAGGCCGUUUGUGAGAACUAUGCAAUGUACGUGAGGCACUUUAAACAUUCGGGAAAUGCUCUAUACAUGCUAAAUAGCAAUAUCAUUGUGAGAGAGCCAGCUAUACACAAUCAUGUGCAUCGGCCAGCCGCGUCCAAAGGAGGAGGUUGUUGAGGUGUAGCCAUCUUCCCUCUGCUUUGUCACAGGGAAGGUACUUUUUAUUUUAAAAACAAACACAAAAAGAGGCUACCAGACAGGCAAGAGCAAGCGAAGGCUGUGGUACAAAAAGGAACUGGGCAAAGCAUGGCAAAAGGAGUUCAUAGGAUGAGGUGAGACUUAAUCUGUGGAGGUUGUCAGAGAUGGGGCCAUUGCCCUGCCCUAUUUCAGUCCAUAGUUGCCCUUGUGGGGAGUCCUACUUGUACCCUCCUCUCUGCCACCUCUAGAGGGCAGUGACAUGCAAUUUGCCAGUGUCCUCCCAAGCUGCUGUCCCAGAGAAGGAAUGCAGAUCACUGAGCAAGGCCUCUGCACUGCCCUCUGUGGCUCUCGAUCCCCCAUCCUCCUCUGAGGGCUCUGGUAGCUCUAUGUUUUCUGACGACUCGGGAUCAGCCUUCUUGCUAAGCAUGAUCUGCCCUUCUCCUUCCUCUUGCUUGUUGUCUUCUUUCUGGAGCUGCUGCUGCUGCUCCUCCUCCUCAUCUGUAUCAUCCUGUUGCUGCUCCCCAAGCUCUUCAUCUCUCUCUUCCUGGUAGACUUGGGACAACUCCUCUGUGGCUGCCUCCCCUCUGAAUUCCUGCCACCGGAGGUACAGGCUUCUCAUCAGGGUCCGGGGAUGGUAUCUUCCUUCUGACUCGUAGCUCAGCCGACGCCAUGCUAGGAACAGCAACAGGAGAAGGAGCAGCAGCAGGCAUACUAGGAGACUCACAGUGACAGAGUCACUGCUGCUGCCACCACUUCCGCUUGAAGCCAGGGCAUGCCCUUGAAACAGCGGGAGCAGCACACACAGAACACAAGGGAGCUUGAAUCCCUGUAAAAAGGAGAAAAUUGGAAUGAGUUGCUGUCCCUGGUAUAGUAUGACAAGCAGUCCUAGCUGUGCUUGCCCUCUGUGGCACUGUUAACGUGACCUUUACCGGUGUGGAUUCUGGAAUUCUGCCUUGGAAACUCCCAGCCACCCAGUGUGGAUUGGACUCUUGACAGUGUCUGCUGUGGGGAUCUGGGCAGAAUGGAAAUAUUAGGGCAUUGUGACUGCUGUAAGCCCCUCUUGUUUUUAAAUCACCAGAAAUUGCCUGCAUAUUCUUAAGCUCUUUGCUGUGGGUGGGGUUGCUUGAUUGUGAAAGGAGUUCCCUCCUUAAGGAGGAACAUCCAGGCUUCUGUUGGGUGCUGUGAUGGACUUGAUAUAUUGGAGGCUUUGCAGCAUCGCUGUGGGCUUGUAGACCACUAGGCGUUGCUAUCACUACUAGACUACUUGCUAUCAUUUUAGAGAGAUAACGAGAGAGACUGAUUGUGUCCUGGCACAAGCUCCAUCUUUGUCAUGUCCCACACUAGAAAUCCAGCCACAUGAUACUCAGGACUGCACAUAUUUUAUGCUAACACAAAUUCUGUGACUAUAAAUUAUGCAAACUAAAAGUUUACAUGCAUAUUUUCCUCUUAUUUUUGUGGUUUUCUUCUUUGUUUACUGUUUUUGCACAAUUGAUUCAUGUCCUCCCCAUGAUGUAAGGGGAAGGGCAAGAAACUAUGUUAGGCACUGGAGUCCCAUCUCUGACCACAGGAAGUCCUGUUCAACUACUCCUCAGGCAUCUAACAAUUCAGCAGGCAUUGCUCACCCACUUUCUAGGAUUGUUUCAUAAUAGCUCUGACCUUAGCUUCCCCAAGCAAGGCUCUCUGUGGAAUGCUUCUACCUUUGCUGGUAUCAGCCAGUCUUCAGCAGUGACAGAUUGGUAGAGCCUGUGGAAUACCCAUCACUGUCUUCUUACAGCUUAACUUCUGUACCAGGUAAAUUGAUGGAAAGUAUCGUUGAGGACAACAUUGUCAAACAUAUAUAAGAACAGGCCUUGCUGAAGGUGAGCCAGCAUGGCUUCUGCAAGGACAAGUCUUGCCUCACUAACCUUUUGGAUUUCUUUGAGAGUGUCAACAGGCAUGUGAAUAAAGAUAGUAUACUUGGA
Messenger RNA from Hemicordylus capensis (graceful crag lizard), 4629 nucleotides. RefSeq names its product ribosomal protein S6 kinase B2 (gene RPS6KB2). NCBI's taxonomy places the organism in Eukaryota, Metazoa, Chordata, Lepidosauria, Squamata, Cordylidae. The transcript has 15 exons. The record is from RefSeq and is a predicted model, not a curated record. Gene Ontology annotation, biological process: signal transduction; protein phosphorylation. Gene Ontology annotation, molecular function: ATP binding; protein serine/threonine kinase activity. Bases 393 to 1715 code for a protein of 440 amino acids.